Molecule: messenger RNA, 705 nt
Organism: Aspergillus ochraceoroseus IBT 24754
Lineage: Eukaryota; Fungi; Ascomycota; Eurotiomycetes; Eurotiales; Aspergillaceae
Product: pectate lyase
Exons: 3
Coding region: 1-705 (234 amino acids)
Biological process (GO): pectin catabolic process
Cellular component (GO): extracellular region
Molecular function (GO): pectate lyase activity
Source: RefSeq, a predicted model, not a curated record
AUGUUUUCCAAACUUGCUGUGAUCUCGUCGGUUUUUCUCCCUGUCGCCCUAGCCUGUCUAGGAUGGGAGGGAGGCGUUCCUGUACCCACCGCGCAUCACUCAAAAAAAGCGCCUAUUGAAAUCCGUGCCGGAGAGGUCUUCGAUGGCGGCUGGGCAAAGUUCGACCGUGGUGCUGGCGCCUGCAAGAACGGUGAAGGCGGAGACUCUGAUGCUGUCUUUAUCCUUCGCUCAGGCGCUACGCUGAAGAACGUCAUCAUCGGCAAGGACAAUAGGGAGGGUGUUCACUGUGAUGGGCCCUGCACUUUGGAGUUUGUCUGGUUCGAGGAUGUCUGUGAAGACGCCAUCACGAUCAAAAAUGACAAACCGGGACAAGAAACCUGGAUUCGCGGUGGUGGCGCUUAUCAUGCUAGCGACAAGAUUGUCCAGCAUAACGGCUGCGGUACUGUGAAUAUCAUCAAUUUCUACGCCGAGGACUACGGAAAAGUCUACCGCUCUUGCGGUAACUGUGCCUCGCAAUGCAAACGGAACGUCUACGUUGAAGGCACCACGGCCAAGAACGGUGGUGAGGUCGUCGGUAUCAACCGGAAUUACGGCGACACAGCUACCCUGAAGAACGUCUGCUCUGGCGCUAAACACCCCUGUGUUUUCUACGAGGGCUGUGCUGGUGGCUGUGAGCCGAAAAAGGUUGGAUAUUGUUCUGGUUAA